UCUUUUCCUCUCUUUCUCGUUAUCCAGCAGACCCCGUCCACUCGACAGCUGAUUAAGUUUUCUUAGUUAGCGCCUUAAUUAAUAUCCCCUCGAAUUCCUCUUAGUCUUGCUCAAGAUGUGCAACCAUAAUCUCAAGCUAUCAACCAAGGUUCCCAAUGCCUUGCUCCACAACCUCAACCAAAUGAACACGCCCGCCAACACAACCCCGAGCUCGCCAAAGAGGGCCCACUCUCCCAAAAGCCCUCCAUCUCCGCCGUCAAAUCUCCACCCCAAGGCCCACGACACCCACUUCCCGCUCAACUCGCCAAAGAAGCCCAGCCCGAAAAGAGCCCAUAAGAAGCCCACCGGCGGCCCAAGGCCCAUCUGCUCCACCUCCAAGCUUCGCAAAGAAGGUGGCGCCCAACGUGAAGAGGAGCCGGGGGUUCUGCAGGGCUUCGCAUUAAUGGCGAAGAGCUCGUCGGAGCCGCGGAAGGAGUUCAGGGAGUCCAUGAUGGAGAUGAUCAGGGAGAACGGCCUGAUGACGGUGAAGGACCUCGAAGAACUGCUUGAGUGCUACUUGUGUUUGAAUUCUAAGGAGUAUCAUAGAGUAAUUAUUGAGGUGUUCGAGGAGAUUUGGUUUGAUAUCGUUGAGUUGAAUGUGGAGUUUGGAGUUUAGAGGGGAUCUACGUGUACUUGUACAUUGUCUUGUAGUAAAAUCAAGUUAAUGUGACGACACUUGAGACUUUUUUCAAACUCUCCA
This is a messenger RNA of Asparagus officinalis (garden asparagus), 739 nucleotides long. Its product is annotated as transcription repressor OFP3-like. Gene Ontology annotation, biological process: negative regulation of DNA-templated transcription. Bases 116 to 655 code for a protein of 179 amino acids. The record is from RefSeq and is a predicted model, not a curated record. Lineage: Eukaryota; Viridiplantae; Streptophyta; Magnoliopsida; Asparagales; Asparagaceae. The transcript has a single exon.